AUGGAUCAGACUCCAUCGCAAACCCCGACCGGAUUACCCCGUUCCUCCGUCACCGCCAGCUCGCUCCCUCCCGAAUACUGGAAUACCCUCGAUUCACUCUAUCCCGCACCAGAUCUCCAGCAACAACAGCAGCAGCAGCCGCAACUUCCGCAACAGUCACAGCUGCCACAGCAACCGACUCCUUCACAGCAGCCACUUGGCAUCAGCUGGGAUCACCCGAUUUUUCACCAGCAGCAACCGCAGCCACGAAACCAGUUUCCGCGUCACCAGGAGCAGAAUCAUGGAAUCUACUCGCCAACACCCCAGCCAUGGCAACCCAAUCCUCUAUAUCAACCAUUGAUGCCAUCUUCCAAACCGCAGGGACUAGUAGUGCAACCGCAAUAUUCUCAAGUCCACCAAUUUCCGCAGUCGCAGCUUGCUUUCGAUCCACAGUCGAUUCCGUCGGAUAGUACGACCCUCGACGCCAUUCCUUUCCCACAAGACUUCUUUCCUUCGCAACUUUCGACACAGCCGUCCUCACAACGAGCAACUCCCUCACAGCCUACACCCGCCGCUCCAUACCAGUCAAAUGCGCAGCAGAACCCCAUCAACCAAUACUCAAUCCCUGCUGGAUUCCCUGAAGAAGCUUCGCAUACCCCGAUAAAUUUCCCCAAUGGUUUCUCUGACCCUGGAACGAGCCAGCAGACAAUCAACCCCCUCUUUCUUAAUACCCCUCACCAAUCCGGGAAUCAGCAGCAUGCACCCAUCAACGAUAACUUCCUUUAUCUAGGUCCGGCAGAUUUUGAACGGCCUAACAACUCGAAGCCAUUCAAUUAUUACCGGAAUGACCUGCAAGCGCCACCGUCAAACCACCAUGCCAUUGGUAACCAAUCUAUUCCAUCUCAGUUCCCAACGGUGGAGGUAGUUAUCGACAAUUCACAAGCCCCAGCCUUCGCACCAGACAAGAAACCAUUGGACCCUCAGAAGAAAACCGCGGCUCAGAGACAAGCGAAGACUCAGGCCAAAAGAGUCGGUAAACAAGCAGGCGACAGGUCGUCCUCCAGCUCUGAUAGUGAUGAUUCUGACAUCGAGAUUACACUUCCUCCCGAAGAACUCUCUCCGAUUCCAGAAACUCGUCCCAGCGACCCGCUUGGUGCUGCACGAUAUGAUGCCCUUCGGGCUGUCUGGUCACCACGUAACAGAUCACCAAAUGCCGAAAAAGUCAAGAAUGCGCUGGUCGCAUUCAAGAACGUUGUCAAGGCUGUAAGAGAUACGUGGAAAGAACUUUCUCAAGCCAUGAAGACGGCCGAGAAUCAGGGUGAAAACGACAAGGCAACUCAACUGAAGAACGAAGUUGUCUUUCAACGGCGCCUUAUGGAUGUGGUUGUCAGUACAACUUUGGAAAUGGGCCACCCGAUGAUUGUUGAGAAGUUGGGUGAGCACCCCAUGGCCGUCUCUGCCAUGUAUUCAUUCUUGCUGGACCGUCAUCAAGCAGCCGAUGUUGACGGAACAUUGACAGUCAACAUACUGAAGUUGCUUUCUCAAUUUGUCACGGUGGAUGAGGACGUGCUUCAGAAAACCAACGUUGCCAAAUUGCUCCCAAGGUUCUCAAAGAAGGGUGGCCAAACCGUCAAGGAUCUUGCAAAGAAAAUUCAAGAGAACGCUGCUGCAUCCACGAAGCGCAAACAAGGGUCUAAGGAAGACUCGCCCAGCAAGAAUACUACUCCCGAUGCUACAGCCACCAAUGGGUCUCGUGUCGAAGCGGCUGGUUCGAAGCGUCCUCGAGACGGUGAAAGCAAAGAAGGCAGCGUGCAACCUGCCGCCAAACGAAUGGUCGUCACCUCGAAUACCAAGAAUCCUGGAAGCACCGGUACUGCCAAUGGCGCCACGGCCAAGCGUCCACAGGAGACAGGGCAGGACGCCAAAGCAACGGCAGCAGCCGCUGCACGUCCUAAGGCCAACAUCGUUGCCCCCAAGCCAACCAACCUCUUUGGAAGUUUGAGCUCUGCCAAGAAAAGACCUGGGACUUCAAAUGCAGAGAGGGCCGCCGCGGCUGCCGCGGCGAAGACGAAUGUCCCUACUGAGAAAAAGAGAGAAGCGGGUCCACCUCCCCCCAAACCGGCAUUCUCACUUGGUGAUAUCAUGGCAGAUCUUGACAAGCCGAAAGAUCCCGGUCCUGUUGAGCCUACUGAGGAUAAGCCCCCCGAGACUGAAGAGGAGCGGAAGAAAAGACUCCGAAAGGAAGGCCGCCGUAGGUUACGUGUUAGCUGGAAGCCUGAUCAUUCCUUGACUGAAGUCCGCCUCUUCACACAUGACCCUGAAGAGGAGCUUGGCCCUGAUGAUCGUCGACAGCGACAGGCUGGUGACGUGAAAGGCGAAGGUCGCAUCCUUAGGUUGCACAAAGGCCUUGAUGAACUGGGCGAAGAAGAUGAAGGUGGCAUCAAAGAAGAGAAUCUGCUUGGCUACCACGAGCCGUCUGAAAUUGAUAAUGCCGAUAUUACACCAGAUGAUCGUGCCAGGAACUAUGUCAAGCGUGGAGGUACCCAAGAGCCUACUAGCCCAGAAAAGCAAGCGCAGGAGCACCGAGAAGCUACUACCCUUAUGGUGUUCUAUACCUCGCUUGCCGACAUACCGCCAUCACCAAAAGAACCUCCUCCGCCUAGUGACGACGAGAUUGUCCCCGAUGUGCAGCAAUUUGGUGAACUGCCCGACCAUGUCAAGGCUCGACAAGAACGGUACUUCGCCUACGUCAACCCGAAGCCGGCACCCGCUGCGCAGCCGGCUGCGCCAACGAACCAGUUCGAUAUCUCCAACCUGCUGAAGAUCAUCCAAAGUGCAACCCAGCAGCAACAACCGCAACAGCCAGCCCAACCUCUUCCCCCACAGCAGCCAGUCUCGCAGGCGCCCACAUCUGACCUCGAGCGAACAGUGAACAUGUUCCGCCAGCAACCAGCGCCGGCACCGCUGCCGCAAAUGCCCCAGUUUCCUAUGCCCCAGCCACAAGCAACACAGGGCAUGGACUUUGGGAAUAUCUUGUCCAUCAUGAAUGCUCAAAAUCAGAUGCAGCCGCCGCCCGUCUUCCCUCCGGCUCCACAGUCGCAGCCUGGCAUUGCUUCGAACCUUGCCGCUAUCAUAUCCCAGCUUAGCAACCAGAACCAAGGCGGUCCUAAACCUCCGAGCCAGGUCUACGAAGACCCAGAGCGCAAGCGCAUGCGCGAGACUAGCGGGUUUGAUGGCGCUGGUGAUGAGAAAUUCAACUCGUCCAAACGGAAUCGGCCUAAUGGACCCCACAAGAAACACCCCAAGGUUGGAAUAGUUCCGUGUCGAUAUUGGAAAGAGGGCAAGUGCCUAAAGGGCGACGAUUGCACGUUCCGCCACGAUCCUCUCAUCUAG
This is a messenger RNA of Aspergillus chevalieri, 3372 nucleotides long. RefSeq lists its product as uncharacterized. Lineage: Eukaryota; Fungi; Ascomycota; Eurotiomycetes; Eurotiales; Aspergillaceae. The record is from RefSeq and is a predicted model, not a curated record. Gene Ontology annotation, molecular function: metal ion binding. Bases 1 to 3372 code for a protein of 1123 amino acids. The transcript is spliced from 9 exons.